CGCAUCCUCUCCCGUCCUAAAAGGGGAUGCGUGGUCCGUGCCCUGCCUCAGCUACCGGUCUACCGGAGCCCGAUGUCAGCGCCGGCAAGGGGGCUGCUGCCGGCUGCUGCUACUGCUUGGGAAAAUGAAGCGACACCCCCCAUGCUCUCGCUGCUGCCGCCGCCGCUGCUGCUAUCGACGGGGGUGUUAGAAGGAAGGGCGGCGCGGAGCGCUGCGCACACCGCAAGCCCCACGAGCCUGCUCUCUACCUGAGGCGGACCGCGAUCCGGGCGCUCGUGGUUCUCGGGCAUUUCAAUAAACUGCUUAGGCAUCCGUGCUGCUGUGGUUUUUUUUUUUAAUCCUCCUGCUAGAGGCGGUCGAGUGCCUCCCCUUCUCCCGCAGAAGGAAGAUUGGCUUGGUGCUGCCGCUGCCUCUGCUACUACCUCCUUCUUAUCCGCCUCCUCCUGCCAGGGAGCUGGAGCUCUCCCUGGACCCCUUCGUGCAGGGGGCUCGCUGAAGAAAACGGGCUCUGGGAGGCUAUGGGGAGGCUCUCUUCAUGUUGAUGCCCUAGGUCGAUUCUUCUCCUCCUCCCCCUCGAAAGGGUUGCGAUUUCCCCCCUCCCCCCAAAAAUCCCUUCAACAUUCCCAAAUGCCUGUAGACUUUUGUGUUUAAAAUCCGGCCGAAGAAGGCACGUAAGAUCAUCUGGAAAGGCAGAAAAUUGGCCGGAGAGACCUGUCAGGAUUAAUACUGUAACUGGCCGGGGUGCGCUGGCAGCGUAGGAAACGGGGAAAAAUCCUUUUAAGAAUUGAUCUGCUAAGCAACGCUCACGGCACGUCUUCAUUGGUCAUCAUGGGGGAGCAACCCAUCUACAGCACCCGAGCUCAUGUCUUCCAAAUUGACCCAAAUACAAAGAAGAACUGGGUUCCCACCAGCAAGCAUGCUGUUACUGUGUCCUAUUUCUAUGACAGCACAAGAAACGUUUAUAGGAUCAUCAGCUUGGAUGGCUCAAAGGCAAUAAUAAAUAGUACCAUCACUCCCAACAUGACAUUCACAAAAACAUCACAAAAGUUUGGUCAAUGGGCAGAUAGCAGAGCAAAUACUGUUUAUGGCUUGGGAUUUUCCUCUGAGCAUCAUCUCUCAAAGUUUGCAGAAAAAUUUCAGGAAUUUAAAGAAGCUGCACGACUAGCUAAGGAAAAAUCCCAAGAAAAGAUGGAAUUAACAAGUACACCAUCACAGGAAUCUGCGGGUGAUAUUCAAUCUCCUCUUACACCGGAGAGCAUUAAUGGGACAGAUGAUGAAAGGACAAUGCCAGAAGUGACACAAAAUUCAGAACCAAGGGCUGAAGCAACCCAGAAUGCAUUGCCAUUUGCGCAUAGUUCGGCAAUCAGCAAGCACUGGGAAGCAGAACUUGCUACGCUAAAGGGCAACAAUGCCAAGCUGACAGCAGCUCUCCUUGAGUCCACUGCCAACGUGAAACAAUGGAAACAGCAGCUUGCUGCGUAUCAAGAGGAAGCAGAACGUCUACAUAAACGAGUGACUGAACUGGAGUGUGUGAGUAGUCAAGCAAAUGCAGUCCAAACUCAUAAAACAGAAUUAAAUCAGACAAUACAAGAAUUAGAAGCAACACUGAAGAAAAAGGAAGAGGAAAUUGAAAAAUUGAGAGAAGAAAUUGACAAUGCCAGAGAGCUUCAGGCGCAAAGAGACUCUUUAACUCAGAAAUUACAAGAAGUGGAAGUUCGAAAUAAAGAUCUAGAAGGCCAACUAUCUGAUCUUGAACAGCGUUUGGAGAAAAGUCAGAAUGAACAAGAAGUUUUUCGCAAUAACUUGAAAACACUUUUAGAAAUUCUCGAUGGCAAAAUUUUUGAACUUACAGAACUACGAGAUAAUCUGGCCAAGCUAAUAGAAUGCAGCUAAAGAAUACAGGAUCUCAGUGCCAAACUUCUUAAAGAUGCACUGUCUCUCUUCAUACAGGACUUUGUUGGGCUCUGCAUCAAAGUUGCACAAAAUUAGAAAAAUGCUCCUUCAGAAGGGCCUGUUUUAAAUUUUCAACAAUAUACAAUAUACAGUAUUUCAAUGUAAAAUUUCAGAAUUGAGCUUGUAGUUAGUUGAAAAAAAAUAAUAACUUGAAGUACAAAUUACCUCCUUGUAUAUAAUUGGCCAUAGAUAACUCGAGGGUAUUAACAGUAACUGAAUGCAAUCCUUUUCUAAUUAUUAGCCAAUGAAAUAAUAAGAAGUGCUUCAAAUGACAUCCCUCUUAGUGUUCCACACAAUGUAGGCGAUCAGUUUUAUUUUCUUUGUUAAGGCAACAGUAUGCUGUGUUUUGUGCAAGAACUUUGUGAUGACAGCCCUCUCUUUCGUUGUAAUCUGAAUAAUUUCUCAGGAUAUUUUGUACUGUUGAAAAAAACAGUGCAUUACCAAUUAAUUCUUGCCAGGAGUGAGAGAGAGUUGCAUCUUUAAUUCAGACCUAAUGAAUUAAUGCUUGUAUAGAGUUCUUCCCUUUUUUUUUAUACUGGAAGAUACUGUCUUUAUUUACAAUGUUCACUCUGGUGUUCUAUAAUAUUGUCUAGUGUAUGGUUUACUUUUUUCCUAUUGGGAAUUCAUGUAUGUAGAAAUUAUGUAUUUCAUUUUGUUAUGCAUUUUGAAGCCUAUCUAUGAAGACAAGCAAGUCCCUGAAAGGAAUUUUAAAUUUUGCUAUGUUCAAAUAAGGUUCAGUCUAUACUUAUGGAAUAUCACAUGGAGUUAACUUUUCUUAUCAAAAUAUGUUUUAGUAAUUUAUUUAGCAAGAAUUCUGAAACUGGAAAUAUAGGUAUUGCUAGGGCAUUGACCUUGCUCAAGCAAUUAAGGGGAGGGAAAAGCAUUGUAUUAGCAUAGAAUUUUUUUUCCUGCUGUAUGUUCAUGAAACAUCUUUAUUAGAAAAAUGUGCCAGGCGAUGUUCUGAAUUUCAAAACAAGACCUGAAUUCAGUUAUCCUCAGUGAACCUCUUUUUAAGUUGUAUUGAUGUAAUUUACAAAGGUUUUUUUUGCCAAAUACGAUAUAUAUAUAUAUAAAUUUUAAAGGAAAAAAGAAAAGCAAACUGAGAGUCAAUCUAUGUUUCAUGAAUGGAAUAAGCUAGCCUUGCUGUAGAUUGUCUAAUAUUGCAAAAGAUUUUUAAAAAUUGAACAAAAAAAAAUCAGACAACAAUGCACUGAUCUUUUUAUUUACACCAAAUUAAUUUGGAUGUUAAAUAUAAAAUACAGCUUAAAUAUAAACUCUAUAUUUUUUUUCCACUUAAGGACUGCUAUUCAAAACUAGAUAAUAUAAAUCGGGUUUUUUAUGUGUGUACUGUAUGUAUAUACUGUAUAAUACAGGCACUCUAAUUUGUAUUUAAAAUGA
Molecule: messenger RNA, 3351 nt
Organism: Thamnophis sirtalis
Lineage: Eukaryota; Metazoa; Chordata; Lepidosauria; Squamata; Natricidae
Gene: HOMER1
Product: homer scaffold protein 1
Biological process (GO): G protein-coupled glutamate receptor signaling pathway
Molecular function (GO): G protein-coupled glutamate receptor binding
Source: RefSeq, a predicted model, not a curated record